CUAGAGGUCGGAAGUCGGGGCCCUAGAGUGGCCAUGGGGACGGGCGGGCGCAGGGGGUCGCUGUCCGGGAAGGGCACCGAUGGCGCGGCGACGGCUGCCUCCCCUUGCCUGUACCGUUGUAUCGAGUGCAACCGGGAGGCCCGGGAGCUGUACCGGGACUACAGCCACGGCGUACUCAAGAUAACCAUCUGCAAAUCUUGCCAGAAACCGGUAGACAAAUACAUUGAGUAUGAUCCUGUUAUCAUCUUGAUUAAUGCCAUUUUAUGCAAAGCUCAGGCCUAUAGGCAUAUUCUUUUCAACACUAAAAUAAAUAUCCAUGGGAAACUCUGCAUGUUUUGUUUGCUUUGUGAAGCAUACCUGAGGUGGUGGCAGCUGCAGGACUCGAGCCAGAGCACAGCCCCUGAUGACCUGAUCCGGUAUGCCAAGGAGUGGGACUUCUACAGGAUGUUUGUGAUUGCCUCUUUCGAACAAGCUGCCUUUUUUGCUGGCAUUUUUGCUUUUCUGUGGGUAGAGCAACCCAUGACAGCAAAAAAAAAGCCCAACUUCAUUUUACUACUGAAAGCGCUGCUGUUGUCCAGCUAUGGGAAGCUCCUGCUGAUCCCAGCCGUCAUCUGGGAGCAUGACUACACACCUUUGUGCCUCAGGCUCAUUAAAGUGUUUGUCCUGACAUCGAAUUUCCAGGCAAUCAGAGUUACUCUGAACACCAGCCGCAGGCUCUCCCUGCUGGCCAUACUGAGCGGCUUGUUGCUGGAGAGCAUCAUGGUCUACUUCUUCCAGAGGAUGGAGUGGGACGUGGGCAGCGACUGUGCAGUCUACAAGACUCAGGACUUCUGAAGAAUGCCACAUUCACUCCUGAGGGAGGACACCUCUCCACACUCCAUCCUGGGCUUCCACCCCAUUGCCACCUCACAGCAGCUGCCUUCCAGAUUCUACCCUAGGCCACCCUGGGCUGGUUUUCCUCAGUGUUGCUGUGCAUCUGGUAGUCUGCUGUCAUUUAUGUAAGGCAGGAAACUCGGCUCAUGAGUCUUUAGAGCCCACUACAGAGCCAGAGGCCUGCUUUGUUAUCCAUUAGUUUGUUCUGUCUGUCUCCUUGAAAUUGCACCCGGAGAGACCCUGCCUCAGGCUCCGCUGGGUCCUCCGUGGCUCCCAGCCAGCCUUGGAAGUAAGUCUGUGGUGAUCAGAACAGCCCUUCAGCGUCGUCUUCUGUUGUCCACAGCUUUAUUCUUCACUCUGUGGCAGGACCAGCUACCUCAAAAGAGAAGGCGCAAGAGAAACCAAGGCCCUCACUUUCUGUGAGUGGAGUGAAGGACUGGGGGUUCCCGAACACACCCAGACACCCCCAGGAAGAGCUGAACCACCUCGACACAAGGCUGAGAGCACUGAGCGACACACGGGCAGGCACCAUGGUCCCCAGUAAUGAAAGGGCUCAGCGCCAUUCCUUUGGCAUGUUUAUGUCCUUUAAAUCUAAAUCAUACUUCGUGUUUUGCUGACAGAAGCACUUUUCUCUUAAGUAGUCUUUCAGAAUAAAUCAAGUUUUUUUUUAUACAUA
Messenger RNA from Peromyscus leucopus (white-footed mouse), 1549 nucleotides. It is a transcript of the gene Arv1, whose product is annotated as ARV1 homolog, fatty acid homeostasis modulator. The transcript is spliced from 6 exons. Lineage: Eukaryota; Metazoa; Chordata; Mammalia; Rodentia; Cricetidae. Gene Ontology annotation, biological process: sterol metabolic process; regulation of plasma membrane sterol distribution; sphingolipid metabolic process. The record is from RefSeq and is a predicted model, not a curated record. Bases 34 to 834 code for a protein of 266 amino acids. Gene Ontology annotation, cellular component: Golgi apparatus; cortical endoplasmic reticulum.